AUGCCGCGCAACCGUCCGGCCACCUCUGGCUACGCCCGCCUAGCCCAAGAGGAAGAACAGCGAGGCUUCCUACAGGAUGACUCCGACGACGACGACCUCGGCGCCGUCGCCUCCACCGUGUCCGCCCCUCGCUAUGAGCCCAUCUCCUCCCGAGCCCAGAUGCAGGCGUCCGGUCUCGCCACGCCUCCCGGUCAUCAACGCCGACAUAGCGGAUACCACCGGCGACGAGGGCGCCAAAACUCGGGCGUCGACAUCAAAGCCAUCAAUGCACGCCUAGAACGCUGGGCCGAAGAGAUCGCCUCAAAGUUCAAGAUCCACCGGGUCAAGGGGAAAACGUACGAGGAAGAGAAGCUGGAAAUCUACCACUCGGUAUUCCAGCCACCAGUGGGCGUGAGACCGUGGACUGCCGAGCAGCUCGAGUCCGACGAGUUCGAAGGCGAGCAGCGACGCGCUCGAGCUGAAUUCGAGGAGAUUAUCGAGAGCGUGCGCCUCGCCAUUGAGCUGGACGUGCAUCCGCGAAUGAUUUCACAGGGCAGCUCGGGCAGUUACUUUGCUCGGAACAGCGAGGGUAAAGUAGUCGGCGUGUUCAAGCCCAAGGACGAGGAGCCGUACGCCUCGCGAAACCCCAAAUGGACCAAGUGGAUCCAUCGGAACUUGUUCCCCUGCUUCUUCGGUCGUGCGUGUCUCAUCCCCAACCUUUCUUACGUGUCCGAAGCUGCCGCCUACGUUCUGGAUGCUCGCCUCCGCACGAAUCUUGUCCCUUAUACCGAUAUUGUCCGGCUCUCCUCGAAAUCGUUCUUCUAUGAUUUCUGGGACCGAAGAAAAGCGUGGAAGGGCAAAAAGACCCUGCCUCCCAAGGCAGGCAGCUUUCAAGUCUUCCUCAAGGGAUACCGGGAUGCCAAUAUCUUCCUCCGCGAGCACCCCUGGCCGGAUCAGGCUAACACCGGGUUCCGCACUGAGGAUGCGCCGAAACGCAAGAAGCGGCCAUGGAACGAGGCGUGCCGCCCUUCAGGAAUGCAGUCCGACGACGAAGAUGACGAGGAGAACGGCUAUGUUCCUACACCAUCUUCGCGUGACGAAAGUGCCGAACGACGGUUUCACUGGACCGAAAAUCUUAAACAGUCAUUCCGCGAGGAGUUGGAGAAGCUUGUGAUUUUAGACUAUAUCAUGCGGAAUACGGACCGUGGCCUGGAUAACUGGAUGAUCAAGAUCGAUAUGGGCGCGGAACAAGUGUCUAUCGUGGCGGAUCCCCCCAAGAACAACGAACCCCAGCCGAAACACGACGAGGAUGAACUCUUGCCCCCUGCGCGGCCAGUCUCUGUGAAUUCAAACGGCUCCUCGCAACCUUAUAAACGACACGAGAUGCUGGCUGUGAGCCGCGAGGGAACUCCCUUGAAUUCACGCGAUCAACAAGCGUCGCUCCAAAUUGGUGCCAUUGAUAACAGUCUUUCGUGGCCAUGGAAGCACCCUGAUGCUUGGCGCAGCUUUCCCUUUGGUUGGCUUUUCUUGCCAGUCUCCCUAAUCGGUCAACCUUUCUCAGAAAAAACUCGCAACCAUUUCCUCCCACUCCUGACUUCGACUGCUUGGUGGAGCGGCACACAGAUGGCUUUGCGGCAAGUGUUCGCUCAAGAUGAAGAUUUCAAGGAGAGCAUGUUUGCCCGACAGAUCGCCGUCAUGAAGGGCCAGGCCUGGAACGUUGUGGAGACGCUGAAGCAUUCGGAUCAUGGUCCCCUUGAAUUGACUCGACGAACCCGAGUCUGCGUGUGGGAUGACCUGGUGGAUGUCCCCGUCGCCAUCCCCAUGCAGGCUACUCCCUCAGAAUUGCAACGGCGCCAGAUCGCGAAUGAAGAGGAAGAGGAGGAGAUGGACAUCGGCGCCGUCAUUUCUUCACGACCAGCCUCAGAGCGUGAUCUUUUGGGCAUGUCGCCCCCGAAUGAGCUCCCCAAUCCCAACCGGUUUGAACUGUCGCGUGGUCGCUCCGAUACUACCAGCGACCGCGGCAGGACAUCGAUCGGCAGCCCUGCAACGGCGGUCGAGUACGACUUUGAUGGCGACCGACCAAACCUCGAUGACAGUCACGGCCGGUCUCUGGACCAUGGCUGGGCCACGCUGCCGCCGCGGCCCCACCAGAAACAAAGCCGCAGAUACGGCUCUCUCUCCUUUCGCGGGCCCCAGGUCAACGCUUUCGGCAGCGAUGACCUGGAAGGCGACCUGGGCUAUGCCGCCGCCGAGGGCAUGGAGGGCAACCAGCGCAAAGUCAUCGUGGAGCGGCUGGAGGCCGUCAAGAGCAAAAACCCCGUGUUUACGUGGUGCUGA
Penicillium lagena is the source of this 2316-nucleotide messenger RNA. Its product is annotated as 1-phosphatidylinositol 4-kinase LSB6. Lineage: Eukaryota; Fungi; Ascomycota; Eurotiomycetes; Eurotiales; Aspergillaceae. Bases 1 to 2316 code for a protein of 771 amino acids. Gene Ontology annotation, molecular function: 1-phosphatidylinositol 4-kinase activity. The record is from RefSeq and is a predicted model, not a curated record. Gene Ontology annotation, cellular component: endosome; plasma membrane; lysosomal membrane. The transcript has 2 exons. Gene Ontology annotation, biological process: Golgi organization; endosome organization; phosphatidylinositol phosphate biosynthetic process.